CCUCCUUGUUCGUGGCACAACCCAUCAGGAAAAGACUUGGUCCAUCACUUUGUUCGUCCAAGCUUCCCUGCAACGGCUUUGCCCCUAGGGGAUAUCUCCCUUUUACCCAACAUCAUGUCUUCAACCACAGAGGCUCUCUUGGUCUCUCAUAACUCCCCUUCGACUUUGCCCCAGGCCAUAUCCCGAGCCAUGGCCUCAAAUACUUCACCAUCGCGGCGGGCACGUCCUGCCCAGGUUCAGACGACUCUCACGCUACAGCCCCAUGUUUCCACCAAUGUUCCUCCGCUGUCCGCCAUAAGCACGUCGUCUGCCUCGCCCACUUCACAACAGCCCUCUCCGGCCUUGACAUCGGACACAGCCGGCGUCAUCUUCACAGAAAGCAGCUCCCUCCAGGAUUCCCCCGCAACCUUCGCUUCUUCUACGAUAAAGGAAGUGGACUCUUACGCUUCUACGAUCAAGGGAAUGGAGGAACCACUUACACCUCUCAACCUCCCCGAGCCACUUGCCCCGGCCCCUUUGUCAUCAAAGACAAGCAGCAACUCGCUAAGAAAGAAUGGAGAGAAAGUCGGCGAGAAAAUCCCAAGACAACAGAAUGCUAUGGGCGAGGCUCUGUCCAAAACUAGCUUUGCGGGCAGUCUGGUUCGUCGUGCUUCAAAUACAGUGAACAAAGCGCGCGACAUACUUGCACGAAGAGCAUCAACGAACGUGAUCAGUCGGGAUGCUGACCCCAUGGUGGCGUCUUUCCGCCGUGGGAGCAACACCUUCCCACUCGGGGAACACAACUACAGAGGUUACUUGCUGGAAUCAGAUGACGAGUGUGCUAUAGAUGAUGCCGGUCCGUUCGAUGGGUUGCGAGACGCUCAAAUCCCCCUGAGCAUUGGGCCUGAGAUUCCGGUCGCUUUACGCCAAGGUGUCAUGUUGAAGAAAAUCAGCAAGAAGAAGAAGGAAAAGAGAAUCACCCUCACCCUUGAUCCAGACACUUCCAAGAUAUGGUGGGACAAGAGUCGAACAGGGAGAAAGUCUGUUUUCAUCGAUGACAUUAAAGAAGUAAGGACGGCCGAGGACAUUCGACAGUACCGCCUUGACGCCGGGGUUGAUGAGUCCGAAGAGCCCCGGUUUUUCUCGAUCCUGUAUACGGUUCCAGAAAAGUCGGGAACCAAGGUGUUGCAUCUCAUCGCCCUGAAUUCCACCGACUUCCGGAAUUGGAUCACAACGCUCAACGCCAUACUUCAGUAUCGCCAAGACUUCACGACCAACCUGAUGGCCUCCAACGAAAAGGCCGUCCACGAGUUCUGGCAGCGACAGAUGAGGAAGAAGUACGCAGACAGGAACAUUCCGGCCGAAGGCGAAACCAUUGAACUUCCCGACAUUGAGCGAAUCUGUCGCUCUCUCCAUAUGCACCUCUCCCCAACAGAGAUCCGCGACAACUUCAACGCUGCUAAAGCUGCCAAGGCUACCUCCAAUGGGGCCUAUGAUCCACCCUCCCCUUCCAAUUUGAACUUCAAUGAGUUUAGGGAGUUCGUGCGGCUAUUGAAGGCGAGGUCUGAGAUAAGCCAUGUCUUCAAACAACAUACGGCCGACGCUAAAGCAGGGAUGACCAGGCAAGAAUUCAUGAGUUUCUUGAAAGAUAUUCAAUGCGAAAACGUGGAGGAAGAGCUUACGCAUUGGAACAAUAUCUUCUCCCAGUUCGCGCGUAAGCGCAGAUCUAAAGACGCCGAGCAGGCCACGAACGGGGACGAGUCAUUGACCAUAUCCGAGACUGGCUUCACUGGAUUUCUGACUUCGCCAUUCAACAAUUUGCUUAUUCAGGAGCCAUCCGAAUAUGCACUCGACCGACCUAUGAAUGAGUAUUAUAUUUCAAGCUCACACAACACAUAUCUCCUCGGUCGCCAAGUCCGUGGAAUCUCUAGUGUCGAAGGCUACAUUUCGGCACUUGAGCGUGGUUGCAGGUGCGUUGAAGUUGACUGCUGGGACGGCCCGAAUGACGAGCCGUAUGUGUCACACGGCCAUACCUGGACAACGCGGAUCAAGUUUGAAGAGGUGAUCAAGACCAUCAACAAAUAUGCCUUCGUCAAGUCUCGCUUCCCUCUCUGGAUAUCGCUGGAGGUCCGCUGCAACGCUGCUACUCAGGCCAACAUGGCAAAGAUCAUGAUUGACAUCUUUGGCGACAAGCUUGUCCGGGCGCCCCUCGACCCAUCCUCGGAUCGACUCCCUUCACCGUCCGACUUGAUUGAGCGCAUCCUUAUCAAGGUCAAGAAGUCCCAACCAGUACCUAGCGCACCAUCUGAGGAGUCGCUGAAGACUGAGCGACCUGGUCGGAGGCGCGGCAACAGCCUACCCUCGCCUUAUCAGAGAUCAUCACCUUUGUCAUCGCCCAUGGAUAACAUACCCGUCGCUGUCCCUGGAAGCCCCUCGUUGAGUCCAAGUCCAUUGUCGCGCUCGACACGGCAGAUCAACACCAUCACGGAGGGCGAGGUUCAUUCCCACGGAGGGCCUAGUAGCAGCCCGAGUGAAUACGAGAGUGAUGCUGAAAAGGACUCGGGGAAGAAGGUGGUGAGCAAGAUCAACCCUGUUCUUGGCGAACUGGGCGUAUAUUGCAUGGGUGUUCACUUUGAUGGGUUCGACAGCCCCGACGCUAAAAAGUUCAACCACAUCUUCUCCUUCAAAGAAAAGACCUUUGCCGAGAGAAGCCAGCCAGGCGAAGCAAAGCGUGCUUUGUACCGUCACAACAUGCGCUAUCUCAUGCGUGUGUACCCGAACGGAGGUCGGAUAUCUUCUAGCAACUUUGACCCGCUCCUCUAUUGGAAGCGCGGGGUUCAAAUGGCGGCACUUAACUGGCAAACAUUCGAUCUGGGAAUGCAGCUGAAUCAGGCCAUGUUCGAUAGUGGCACCGACCUGUCCGGCUAUGUUCUCAAACCCCUCGAGGGACGUCAGAUCCAGGUCGUUCCGACGGAUGCUGCCGGGCAGCUGUUGGGUAAAAGACCGCGGAAGAAGAUCUCGUUCAAGAUCGAGGUCAUCUCUGCGCAGCAGUUGAUGAGGCCAUUGAAUCUCCCCAAGGGGCGGACAAUUGAUCCUUACGUCGAAGUCGAGAUUUUCCUGGCCGAUGACAAGAGGAACAAGCAAGAUGGUGCUACAAAUGCGCCAGCUCAGGAAACGCUGCUGAAAUACCGCACCGACAUCGUCAAAGACAAUGGCUUCAACCCCGUUUUCAAAGGCAAUAACUCUUAUGAGUUCACUGUUACCACCAAGUACCCCGAUCUCAUAUUUGUGCGCUGGAGCGUGAAGCUUGGCGACAACAAAGGAUACAACGACCGCAGCCCUCCCCUGGCGACUUUCACAGCUAAACUUGGCGGCCUCAAGCAAGGUUACCGCACGAUACCGCUGCUUGAUCACAACGGGUACAGCUACCUGUUCUCGACCCUGUUCUGCAAAAUCACCAAGAGCCAACCUACCGAUAUCAUGGUUGCCUACUCCAGCGACGUUCCAAGGAACAGUGUUAGCAGGAUCAAGAACAUCUUCAAUCAGUCCGGCAUCAGCCCUAAAUCCAGCAUGGAUAGCGGCCGGACCUGAGUCGUUUCAUGCGGUUCGUUUCGGUACUGUAUCAUUAUCACAAUUUUUUCUAUUGUCUGUUACGGGGAUAUUCAAUCAUCUCGAGCGACCAUGUAUCAUCACUAUCUCGGAGCACUUCACGAACUGUUUUAUCUCGUGUGGGAGGCCGCAUGUUUAUGAUUCAUUUUUCAACUGUUUCAUUGUUUGUGAUCUAGCACAUAUACCCAUACCCCCAAUUUCCAAACAUCACAGAUCCGGCGCCGAGCGUUUCGUUUCGAUUCCCUUGUGAGGAUUUUUGUGUCAUUUCUCCGUUGUUGUUCGAAUGGGCAGAGCCUUUUCAAUCACUAGGGUUGCAUCUAAGGACUGGAUCAUUU
Molecule: messenger RNA, 3923 nt
Organism: Neurospora tetraspora
Lineage: Eukaryota; Fungi; Ascomycota; Sordariomycetes; Sordariales; Sordariaceae
Product: putative phosphoinositide-specific phospholipase C
Exons: 1
Coding region: 115-3570 (1151 amino acids)
Biological process (GO): release of sequestered calcium ion into cytosol; lipid metabolic process; phosphatidylinositol-mediated signaling
Molecular function (GO): phosphatidylinositol-4,5-bisphosphate phospholipase C activity
Source: RefSeq, a predicted model, not a curated record